AUGAAGGUAGCAGCUUUACUCUCCAUGCUGAUUCCCAGCGUUCUGGGGACGACGAUCUACCUUGCCGGAGAUUCAACCAUGGCCAAAAAUGGUGGUGGUAAAGGCACGAACGGCUGGGGCGAAUAUGUCACCCCGUAUACUACAGCCACCGUGUCGAACCAAGCCGUCGGUGGUCGAAGUGCCCGAUCUUUCACGCGUGAAGGCCGUUUCAACACAAUCGCCAACCAGGUCAAGCCCGGUGAUUGGGUGAUCAUCGAAUUCGGACAUAAUGACGGAGGUGGUCUCGGGUCAGGAGACAACGGCCGCACUGAUUGUGGCGGAACAGGCGACGAGACUUGCACUUCCGUCUACAACGGAGUCACCGAGACCGUCCUGACCUUCCCCAAGUACUUAGAGAACGCGACCAAGAUGUUCAAGUCAAAGGGUGCCAACGUCAUCAUCUCCAGUCAAACCCCCAACAACGUGUGGGAGGGUGGCUCUUACUCCUACUCGCCAUCUCGCUUCGUGGGCUACGCCAAGUUGGCGGCUGAGAAGGCGGGUGUGCAUUACAUUGACCACGGCGCCUAUGUGGCUGAUAUCUACAAGACCAAGGGAAAGGAUGUCGUCAACUCGUGGUACCCAAACGACCACACCCACACCAGCCCGGCUGGCGCAUCGGUUGUCGCUCAAGCAUUCUUCAAGGCGGUUGUGUGCACCAAGCCUGGCUUGCAAAAUCUCUUGAAGACACAGAACUUUGAAGGCAAGUGCCUGUGA
This is a messenger RNA of Penicillium oxalicum, 753 nucleotides long. RefSeq names its product rhamnogalacturonan acetylesterase RgaE. The transcript has 2 exons. Gene Ontology annotation, molecular function: hydrolase activity, acting on ester bonds. The record is from RefSeq and is a predicted model, not a curated record. Lineage: Eukaryota; Fungi; Ascomycota; Eurotiomycetes; Eurotiales; Aspergillaceae. The coding region runs from base 1 to 753 and encodes 250 amino acids.